GAUGGAACAGCCUCAUAAAGCAUUAUGGGUAACUUUUCUCUCUCUUUCCGGUUAGUACGCCAUCAAGUGAGGCAUCAUGGGAGCGUACAAGUACAUGCAGGAGCUCUGGAGGAAGAAGCAGUCGGAUGUGAUGAGGUUUCUGCUGCGCGUGCGGUGCUGGCAGUACCGUCAGCUGUCGGCCCUUCACCGGGCCCCGAGGCCCACCAGACCCGAUAAAGCCCGCCGGCUGGGAUACAAGGCCAAGCAGGGCUACGUCAUCUACCGCAUACGUGUGCGCCGUGGAGGCCGCAAGCGCCCCGUGCCUAAAGGUGCCACCUACGGCAAACCCGUGCACCACGGCAUCAACCAGAUCAAGUUUGCACGCAGCCUGCAGUCCGUAGCCGAGGUAUGUGAGCAGCCUGAGAGGCGAUCUGCUGUUAGACGCACUGACAUCUUGCUACUUCAUUCAGUGAAAGUGAUCGACAAUGCUCUCAGGUUUUAAAUGUAUGUGGGCACU
Molecule: messenger RNA, 496 nt
Organism: Sinocyclocheilus anshuiensis
Lineage: Eukaryota; Metazoa; Chordata; Actinopteri; Cypriniformes; Cyprinidae
Product: 60S ribosomal protein L15-like
Exons: 3
Coding region: 77-481 (134 amino acids)
Biological process (GO): cytoplasmic translation
Cellular component (GO): ribosome; cytosolic large ribosomal subunit
Molecular function (GO): structural constituent of ribosome; RNA binding
Source: RefSeq, a predicted model, not a curated record